AUGUUCGGGGACGAGCUGAAGACUCUGCGUCGACUGGGCUUCCGUCAUGUCCUCCUUCAGAUCCUCAACUUUGCAUCGGUUCUUGCGUCGGGACUCAUGAUUUGGAAAGGCUUGGGACUCGUCACGAACACCGAAUCUCCUAUCGUGGUUGUGCUCAGUGGAUCUAUGGAGCCCGCAUUCUACCGCGGCGAUCUCUUAUUCCUCACGAACCCCGCAAAUCAGCGGUAUCAGACGGGCGAUAUCACGGUGUACAAGGUUCCUGGGGCUGAUAUACCCAUUGUUCAUCGCGUCCUAGAAACGCAUGACGUUGUCUCGAGAAAGAAGGGCUACGUGGCUGCUAGUCCUCUUGCUCGAGACCAGCUGUUACUCACGAAGGGCGAUAAUAACAAUGUUGAUGAUCUUGAACUGUACCAGGGCUUGGAGUGGCUAGAGAGGGACCAUAUAGUGGGGAAAGUCCGCGGCUUUCUACCAUACGUCGGUUAUGUGACGAUAGCUAUGAACGACUUCCCCCAGCUGAAAUAUGCUCUAUUGGGAGGCCUUGGGUUAUUGGCGCUAAUUCAACGGGAAUAA
Sparassis crispa is the source of this 570-nucleotide messenger RNA. RefSeq names its product Signal peptidase complex catalytic subunit SEC11. Gene Ontology annotation, cellular component: membrane; signal peptidase complex. The transcript is spliced from 6 exons. Gene Ontology annotation, molecular function: serine-type endopeptidase activity. Bases 1 to 570 code for a protein of 189 amino acids. The record is from RefSeq and is a predicted model, not a curated record. NCBI's taxonomy places the organism in Eukaryota, Fungi, Basidiomycota, Agaricomycetes, Polyporales, Sparassidaceae.